This is a messenger RNA of Tarenaya hassleriana, 773 nucleotides long. RefSeq lists its product as uncharacterized. The record is from RefSeq and is a predicted model, not a curated record. The coding region runs from base 21 to 746 and encodes 241 amino acids. Lineage: Eukaryota; Viridiplantae; Streptophyta; Magnoliopsida; Brassicales; Cleomaceae. The transcript has a single exon.
UCCCUCUUUCCAACUCGCCAAUGGAUACUUCAGUCGUGAAAAUCAUUCCUGUCACCCUUAAUGGUGACAAUUAUCUUAGCUGGUCCAGAUGUGCUAAGAUGUUCUUCAAGAGUAAAGGCUGGUGGGAUCAUGUUACCACCACCAAAAAUAUUGAUGAUUCAUCUGCAACUCCUCUGUCUGAAGCAGACAACAAGUGGUUACAGGAAGACCACACAGUUGUCACCGUCAUGCAGAGCUCGUUCGACAACUCAAUUUUGGCUUCCUUCAACCAUAUUGAAUCUGCCAAGCUUCUCUGGGAUACCCUGAAAGAUGUGUUUGGAAAUAUAUCCAACAUCAACGGGAUCUAUGAAGUGAAGAGCAAGAUCUACUCUCUACGACAAGAGGAAAAAUCAUUCCAGACACUGCUGGGUGAAUUCACGGCUCUAUGGUCGGAAUUUCGUGAACUAAGAACCCCUCCUACCGAAAAGACUGAACUGGAGCAUCAUGAGCAAGACAAAAUCUUUGCUCUCCUAUUUGCUCUCAACAGUUCUUACAAAGACCUGAUCGAGAGCAUAUUGCGGGAAUCCACACUUCCCACCUUCAAUGACAUCUGUUCUCGGAUCAAGAAGGAGGAAGGGGGAAAGAAUCUAUUUUCUGGCACCAAUGAGAUUGCUCAUAAAGCUGAUCAUUCCAAACCAGCGAAUGAGCGUAAAUCUUACUUUUGUGAUUAUUGCAAACGCAAAGGACAUUCAAAGGACAAAUGCUAGGCUCUUAAUCCACACCUCAAGCCUCAA